CGACAAGUAUAGAAUAUAAAGCACAUUUCCCUACUCAAGAUGUUAAUAAUUCUUCAUCAUUACAACAGUUAUCUUCUGAUGAGAUUCAUGAAUUUCUAUGGGAUUACUUUCAAUUAAAUAUUAAUUUAAAAGGAUAUUAUAAUAAAUGGAGUUCAGUAGAUGGUCAUUUUGCAAAGAUAGCAAAUCAAUUUCAAGGAAUUCGAAUAUUAAGGCAAGAUCCGUUGGAUUACAAGGAAGCUCAUAAGGCUUUAUUACAAUUAACAGGCUGUUUAAUGUCAUUAGAUAAACAUAAUGCCAUACCAGUGGAUACGCACGUUUGGCAAAUUGCUAAACGAGAAUAUGGAUUUAAUAGUGGUAAUAAAGGGAGUAAAACAUUAACAAGUCGCGCGUAUGAAGCUGUAGGAAAUCAUUUUAGAAAAUUAUUUGGUGAUUAUACAGAUCUUAAGGCAUUCGAAAAUAGACAACAACAGAAUAAGAUUUCAAAAAAUGGGUUGAUAACACAAACCAAUUCG
Messenger RNA from Diversispora eburnea, 512 nucleotides. NCBI's taxonomy places the organism in Eukaryota, Fungi, Glomeromycota, Glomeromycetes, Diversisporales, Diversisporaceae. The record is from the annotation of a GenBank genome assembly.